GAAAGAAGACGGCAGAAGUGGAUCAGUAAUCUACGGCUUAAAACAGGAGCUGAAGCGGACAAUGCUGGAGUUUACAGCGAUCACUUUCUAUCAGCUUCCUUCUCCUUUCCAACAUGGCUGCCAUCGGGAGAGGGGUGACAACAAGCUGUUUAGCAAGAUGUUUUCUGAGACAGACUGGGAAAGUGAGCCGGGGCAGCUUUCCAAUUUCCAACAUUCGGAACCAGGUGCUGCUGCUGCAGAGGUCUCAUCUUCACACGCUGUUUGGGUCCAGCAGGACCCAGCUGAGCCGCAGACACCACGGGAAGAUCGUGUGGAUGAACGCUGCAGCCGUCAGACACAGCAGCUUGCAGAUCCCUCCAGAUGAAGCAUCAAUAGCAGCUCCUGCAGCAGAAGCCCCCAGCAGCCCUCCUGUCCUCGAGUCGUCCUCCGUGUCCCCCCCUGUUGACCCGAGUCCCGUCAUCACACAGUCUGUCUCUGAACCGACGCCCCCUGAAGCAGUUUCCAUGGUGACGUCAUCGCCAGACCUCUCGUCUCCUCUGACUCAGCCGCUCGUAGAGCAGGCAGCUGAAGCUGCUCCGGCUGCAGCUGAUAUCCUGCAGAGCGUGGCUGCAGACGCCAGACUGGUGGACCUGGGACUGGGCGCCCACACACCAGUGGGUCUGGUCCAGAACCUGCUAGACUUCUUCCACCUGGAUCUGGGUCUGCCCUGGUGGGGGGCUAUUGUAGCAGGGACGAUUCUGGCCCGUUUGGCCGUGUUUCCCGUCAUGGUGAAGGGUCAGAGAGAGGCAGCCAAACUCAACAACGUCAUGCCGGAGAUCACGAAGCUCACCACCAAGAUGAACGAGGCCAAACUGAGUGGGAACAAAUAUGAAUUUGCUAAAGCGUACUCUGAUCUGAACCUGUUCCAGAAGAAGCACGACGUCAAUCCUAUCCGGGGCUUCCUGGUCCCUAUGGUGCAGACACCAGUCUUCCUCUCCUUCUUCGUGGCUCUGAGAAAGAUGGCGUACCUGCCGGUUCCCAGCCUGCAGACUGGAGGAGCUCUGUGGUUUAUGGACCUAACAGCUGCAGAUCCAUUCUACAUCCUUCCUCUGGCUACCACGGGAACCAUGUUCUUCAUUCUGGAGCUCGGUGCAGAGUCUGGCGUCGAUAACCCAAACCUGCGAACCAUGAAGACCGUGUUCAGGAUCAUGCCUUUUGUCAUCUUCCCUCUAACCGUCAACUUCCCCACGGCAGUUUUUACCUACUGGUUAACCUCCAACUGCUUCUCUCUGUGCCAAGUGGCUCUGCUCAGACAUCCUGCAGUCAGACAGAAGCUGAAGAUCCCAGAGAGGAUCAAACACCCGGAGUCGGCAAUGCCAAAGACUGACGGAGUGAUCGAAAGCAUGAGGAAAGGGUGGAAGAACGCCCAGCUGGCCCAACAGCUGCAAGAGAGAGAGAAGAGAAUAAAGAACCACCUGGACCUCGCUGCUAAAGGUCCACUCAGGCAGACAUUUACCCACAAUCCUUUGCAGCAGUCGCCCCAGAUGUCCACAGCGUCGGCUAAACAGAAGGAAGCCGAGGUGAAGGUGAAGCCGUGGAAGGAAACGAUUGGCUGAGUCCUUGCAGCUUUUAGCUCCACAGUCACAGUCGUGUACAUAUUUACGGGUGAAGUAAAGCUGUGAUUGUGUUGUUCUAAUUCUAACAUAAACUCUGCCCUACGA
Nothobranchius furzeri (turquoise killifish) is the source of this 1700-nucleotide messenger RNA. RefSeq names its product OXA1L mitochondrial inner membrane protein (gene oxa1l). Gene Ontology annotation, cellular component: mitochondrial inner membrane. The record is from RefSeq and is a predicted model, not a curated record. Gene Ontology annotation, biological process: protein insertion into mitochondrial inner membrane from matrix. Lineage: Eukaryota; Metazoa; Chordata; Actinopteri; Cyprinodontiformes; Nothobranchiidae. Gene Ontology annotation, molecular function: membrane insertase activity.